Vigna angularis (adzuki bean) is the source of this 1230-nucleotide messenger RNA. RefSeq names its product vestitone reductase. Bases 134 to 1078 code for a protein of 314 amino acids. Lineage: Eukaryota; Viridiplantae; Streptophyta; Magnoliopsida; Fabales; Fabaceae. Gene Ontology annotation, molecular function: oxidoreductase activity, acting on the CH-OH group of donors, NAD or NADP as acceptor. The transcript is spliced from 4 exons. The record is from RefSeq and is a predicted model, not a curated record.
UUCAAGCAAAACCAUCAACACUAGAAGCAGGGCAAAAUAUAAAACCCAGAAAUGGAAGAAGGAAAAGGAAGCGUUUGUGUAACAGGAGGCUCAGGAUUUAUUGGCUCGUGGAUCGUCAAGAGACUACUUGAGGAUGGUUACACUGUUCAUACCACUAUCAGACCUGAUCCAGAUGGGCAUAAAACCAAAAUUGUGGAACAAUGAGUUUAUGUAUUUGACAGAUGCCAAGGGGGAUUUGAGCUUCCUCACAAAUCUUCCAGGAGCAUCUGAAAAGUUAAAAAUUUUCAUUGCUGAUCUGAGCAACCCAGAGAGUUUUAAUGAAGCGAUUGAAGGGUGUUUUGGGGUGCUCCACACUGCCACUCCAUUUGACAUAGAAUUGAAAGAACCAGAGGAAGUGGUUACCCAAAGAAGCAUUGAUGGAGCAUUAGGGAUUCUGAAAGCUUGUCUGAAUUCAAAGACAGUGAAGAGGGUUGUGUACACUUCCAGUGCUUCUGCUGUUUAUCGGCAGGAGAAAGAAUAUGAUGUGAUGGAUGAGAGUUAUUGGAGUGAUGAAAAUCUUCUCAGAGAUUUGAAGCCCUUUGCUUGGGCGUAUUCAAUUUCUAAGACAUUGACAGAGAAAGCAGUUCUUGAAUUUGGAGAAAAGCAUGGGUUGGAUGUUGUCACUCUCAUUCCUACUUUUGUUCUUGGACCCUUCAUCUGUCCCACACUCCCUAGCUCAGUUUAUGUCACUCUCUCUUUCUUAUUUGGUGAGAAGAAUCCGUUUGGUGCCUCUCGUCUUCAUAUGGUACAUGUUGAUGAUAUUGCGCGAGCACAUAUCUUCCUCCUUCAUCAUCCUAAUCCAAAAGGGAGGUAUAAUUGCUCACCAUUCAUUGCAAAUGUUGAAGAAAUAGCAGAGCUUAUUACAGCCAAAUACCCGAAUUUUCAAAUAUCAGUAGACGAGGUGAAGAAAUUUCAUGAUGUGAAGCUUCCACAUUUAGUCUCCAAGAAACUUAUGGAGGCUGGAUUUGAGUUUAAGUAUAGCAUGGAGGAAAUGUUUGUAGAUGCAAUUGAAUGCUGCAAGCAAAAGGGUUAUCUAUGAACCACGAUUAAUAAAUUAUGCAUGAACUUAUAUUUAUGAAUUACAAUAAAUACUAUUUCUAUAUAACAGCAAAUGUUUAGAAAAGUAAAUCGAUCAAACAAUUAUAGUUGUUGUUUUCAGUCAAUUUGAAAUUUGGUUCAUUUAUAAUUUCA